AUGGAUAGCACAGAAAUUUUUGGAGGAAAAGUAAUUGUUUUUGGAGGAGAUUUUCGUCAAGUGUUACCUGUUGUUCCUCAUGGUACAAGAGCAGAAACAGUUAAUGUUAGUUUUGCAAAGUCUUAUUUGUGGAGUAAGAUAGAAAAAUUGAAAUUGACAAGAAAUAUGAGAGCAAGAUUAGAUGAUGGCUUCAGUGGGUUUUUGCUUCGAGCAGGAAAUGGCGUUGAACCUACAAUAAGUGAAAGCAGAAUUUUCUAUAGUUUUGAUAAAGCAGAAGAUGAAAAUAAUAAUUGCUAUGAAGAGGAGUUUUUGAAUACACUCUCACCAAAUGGACUUCCACACCAUAAGUUGGAACUCAAAGUGAAUUGCCCAAUUAUGCUGCCAGGAAAUUUGAAUCCUUCGAUCGGGUUGUGCAAUGGGACAAGGAUGGUCUGUAAAGGAUUUGACAAAAAUGUCAUAUAUGCAGAAAUUACAACUGGACAACAUACAGGUGAAAAAGUUCUUCUGCCAAGAAUUCCUCUUAAACCAACAGAAGAUAAAGAUUAUCCAUUUAAAUUCAUACGCAAACAAUUUCCAAUACGACUUUGUUUUGCGAUGACAGUGAAUAAAGCACAAGGGCAAACGAUACCACAUGUUGGAGUUUAUCUGCCUAAUCAUGUUUUUUCACAUGGUCAAUUGUAUGUUGCAUUAUCUAGAGGAAUCUCAAUGGCUACAACAAAAGUUUUAGUCAAAACUGAGAAUUCUAUAAAAGAAAAUGAGACAUACACAAAAAAUGUGGUUUACAAGGAAGUUUUACUUUCAGAAACAUAA
Durio zibethinus is the source of this 810-nucleotide messenger RNA. Lineage: Eukaryota; Viridiplantae; Streptophyta; Magnoliopsida; Malvales; Malvaceae. The record is from RefSeq and is a predicted model, not a curated record.